AUGGAGGGCCAAGCAGCCACAGCCCUGGCGAAGAUGGUGACCCCGGCGCCGGUGGCAUUGACGGACCCGUCGGGCGCGCUGGACAAGGAUGCCGUCACAAUCGGCCGCGUGCUGGAGGCCAUUUUCGUGAUGGCGGGGGACCGGAUGGUGGACCAGAGCGACGCGACGACCAUCCAGGUCGCGGAGACGUGCGCCACGGGGUCCCACACCACCAUCCCUGGAGGGGUGGCCACGGCGACACAGUCAGUGGCUGAUCAGAACACCCGCGCCUUGCGCGACGAGGACAAGGUCAAGCUCUAG
Molecule: messenger RNA, 300 nt
Organism: Miscanthus lutarioriparius
Lineage: Eukaryota; Viridiplantae; Streptophyta; Magnoliopsida; Poales; Poaceae
Source: the annotation of a GenBank genome assembly